AUGGUCAAGAAUAAUUUCCCUGGUCUGAAUAUAAGCAAAAUCGGAGCAAAUCUCAUCCUCAUCUCACCUCAAUCUCAUGCUAAACCAUUUUUCGACCGAUCCGAUGAUGCUUCAGGCGUUUGCCCUAUCGGUGAAAAGGCGUAUGUGGAGCCGAUCACAUCGACACCCAGACAAUGUGCAAUGGCAGCCGACAGAAAGUGCCCUGCAGGCUAUUUGUGUCGAUUCUCGCAGAACAAUCACAAAUACUACUGCUGCGGAAGCAUCAGUGGAAGUUUGUGUCCUGCUGGUCGAGCACUCUUUCGCUAUCCAACGACACAGCUGCCACUACAGUGUCACAUUACUUUUGGUGGAGGAGGAUGUCCGCCAUCGUACUCCUGCCAGAGUGACGUUCCCAACGCUUUCCAAGGAUACUGCUGCAGUCAUCAUGGUGAGUCCCGGGGUGAUAGCAGUUUCGAGGUUGCACUAUUGACCGUCUGGUCUGUUUUAGCGAUUUGUCCUGGUGGAGUGAGCUAUCAUCUCGACGAAAAGUCCCAAAUGCCGACCACCUGCUCCAGUGAAGGUUUCGCGUUCUGUCCGCAG
Molecule: messenger RNA, 579 nt
Organism: Ostertagia ostertagi
Lineage: Eukaryota; Metazoa; Nematoda; Chromadorea; Rhabditida; Trichostrongylidae
Source: the annotation of a GenBank genome assembly